Tuber melanosporum (Perigord truffle) is the source of this 2073-nucleotide messenger RNA. RefSeq lists its product as uncharacterized. The coding region runs from base 1 to 2073 and encodes 690 amino acids. The transcript is spliced from 5 exons. NCBI's taxonomy places the organism in Eukaryota, Fungi, Ascomycota, Pezizomycetes, Pezizales, Tuberaceae. Gene Ontology annotation, cellular component: transcription factor TFIID complex. Gene Ontology annotation, biological process: transcription initiation at RNA polymerase II promoter. Gene Ontology annotation, molecular function: protein binding; RNA polymerase II general transcription initiation factor activity. The record is from RefSeq and is a predicted model, not a curated record.
AUGGCAUCCCAGGGAACUUCCGCUACUCCAGGAGCGGGAGCUCAUGCGGCCGGUUCACCACAAGCACUUAAUCAAAUUGUCAUAGAAUACCUUAGUAAGAAAGGCUAUGCAAAGACCGAAGCUAUGCUCCGUGUGGAAUCGGCGCACACAGACCACGAGGGGAGGCCUAUCCUAUCAAACCUGGAUGAUCAGCCCAGCAUCAAGUACGAAAAGGCUUAUGGUCAUUUGAAAGGUUGGAUAGAGAAUUCGCUGGAUAUUUACAAACCGGAGUUGCGGAGGCUUUUAUUCCCUGUUUUUGUUCACUCGUUCCUACAGCUUGUCAAGGAAGGCUAUAUGAAGCCCAGCCAGGAUUUCUUUGGGGAGCACUCUGCUGAACACGCCACUGCCCAUGCCCACGAUUUAAAGAAGUUCAAAGCAAUUUUCCUCCCGCAGCAUAUCGACGAUGACCACUUGGCGAGAUUGUACCGCGAGAACAAAUACAAGGUCAACUUCUCCAAGACGACGUCUAAUCUCUUGAUGCACUUUCUGGAGGAGACUGAGGAUAAUGGUGGAAGGGUUAUACUUAGGAUCAUCAACGACCAUAUCGAGAUGAGAACUACUGCAGGGCGCCCUACCAUGUUCGGAGAGGAGGAAGGAAUCCUGGGUGAGGACGAGGGAAUCACCGGUCAUACUUCCGGACGCUCAGAAUCCGGGGCGCCACUACCAGCGCUUAAACUUGGACUCUUGCCUAUGCCCCCCAACUUUAUUGCUGACGUGAAAAAGGGUUCGUUGGAUGAAGAUGCUAUGGGAGCGGAGAAUGCCGCAGGGGGCGACUUCGGUGUCAGUUUACUGGACGAAUUCCAAAAAAAAAUAAAGAGGGAAGAAAGUGAGGACAGCCCCAUGAGGGACCACAUCCCCUUACCACCAUAUACCGGGGUUGACAUCGAGAGGGAGGUUAGACUGGUGAAGGAAAGUAGGGAGAAAAUGAAGUUGUCUGGCCCUCCGGCGCUAGCGCUUCCGUCAGUGCUCAUGUAUACAUUUCAUAACACUAACGAUGGUCUCCAAUGUGUUGACUUCUCGGAGGAUGGCACGAUCGCGGCGGGCGGCUUCGCAGAAUCAUAUGUCCGGAUAUUCUCCAUAAAAGGCGCACCCCUAGUGUCUAUCAUCCCAACUGAAAACGUCCCUGCCGCUCCCAAGACUAGGCGUUUGAUCGGACAUUCGGGUCCUAUCUACGGAGUCUCCAUCUCACCGGAUAAGAAGUACCUCCUCUCCUGUUCCGAGGAUAAGUCAGUCCGCCUCUGGUCCUUAGCCACGUACACAGCCCUAGUCUCGUAUAAAGGCCACGACAGUCCAGUCUGGGACGUACGGUUUGGCCCAUACGGACACUACUUCGCCACGGCCAGCCACGACCACACAGCCAGACUCUGGAGCUGCGACCACAUCUACCCGCUCCGCAUCUUCGCCGGCCACCUGGACGACGUAGACACCAUCAUCUUCCAUCCCAAUUCUGCAUAUGUCUUUACCGGGUCCACCGACAAGACCAUCCGCAUGUGGGACGUCCAGACAGGAAACUCCGUCCGUCUGUUCACCGGACAUACCGGCCCCGUCAGGGCUUUGGCUAUCAGUCCCAACGGAAAGUGGCUCGCUUCUGCAGGACUAGACAGCACCAUCAUGCUCUGGGACAUCGCCAGUGGGAAGCGUCUGAAGACUAUGAGAGGCCAUGGUAAGACCAGUAUCUACUCGCUAACCUUCUCAAUGGAGGGUACAAUCUUGCUCAGCGGCGGCGCGGAUAAUACUGUUCGCUGCUGGGACGUUGCGUACGGGACUGGCGCUCCUACGGCUGAAGCUCCGGAGGGUGUUGGUGCAACUCCCGCUGCUGGUGGUGGCGGAGUGCUCCCUGGCGGGGAUGGAGCUACAAAGGUUGAUGGUACAUCCACGACUGGUGUGCCUAAUAAACGCAAAAGGACGGAGAUUGUCGCUACCCCUGAUCACCUCCAAGUAUUCUACACCAAAAAGUCACCUGUCUACAAGGUCCAAUUCACCCGCAAGAAUUUGUGCCUUGCAGCUUCUGCCAACAUGCCUAAUGCGCCCUAA